This is a messenger RNA of Camponotus floridanus (Florida carpenter ant), 2390 nucleotides long. It is a transcript of the gene Ddx1, whose product is annotated as ATP-dependent RNA helicase Ddx1. The coding region runs from base 101 to 2293 and encodes 730 amino acids. Lineage: Eukaryota; Metazoa; Arthropoda; Insecta; Hymenoptera; Formicidae. The record is from RefSeq and is a predicted model, not a curated record. Gene Ontology annotation, molecular function: nucleic acid binding; RNA helicase activity; protein binding. The transcript is spliced from 12 exons.
UUUGCACGGUGUCGUGAAAAAUCAAGAUCAAGAACAGCUGAUUUGCCGCAAUCUGCCGGGAUAUAUUUAAGGAAAUAUAGUCAAACAUAGUCGAGGAAAGAUGACUGCCUUCGAAGAAAUGGGUGUUUUGCCAGAGAUAGCAAAGGCAGUUGAUGAGAUAGACUGGACAUUGCCAACCGAUGUUCAAUCUGAGGCCAUUCCACUUAUUCUGGGCGGUGGAGAUGUACUGAUGGCUGCGGAAACUGGUAGCGGAAAAACUGGCGCCUUCUGUUUGCCCAUUUUACAAAUAGUCUGGGAGACUCUCAAAGAUUUGGAGUCUGGAAAAGGAGGUGCAGCUGUCGCACAGGCUCAACAACCAACACAUUGGGGAUUGAGCCUAUUUGAUAGAGGACGAGCCUUGGCAGUAACACCGGAUGGUUUAAGAUGCCAGAGUAGAGAGCAAAAAGAGUGGCAUGGGUGUCGUGCAAAUAAAGGGAUUUCAGGAAAUGGCAAGUACUUUUUUGAGGCCAUAGUUACCGACGAAGGUUUAUGCCGAGUUGGUUGGUCUACAUCACAGGCCUCUUUGGAUUUAGGAACAGAUAAAUUCGGCUAUGGAUUCGGUGGUACUGGAAAGAAAUCGAAUGCAAAGCAGUUUGACAACUAUGGGGAGGCCUUUGGGAUGCACGAUGUGAUCGGAUGCUUUCUCGACUUGACGAGGGGUGAAAUAAAGUUUUCCAAAAACGGCGUGGACUUGGGCGUCGCGUUUACAUUAAACGCGCAGCAAAAGUCGCAGACUUAUUAUCCAGCUGUCGUAUUAAAAAAUGCCGAGAUGGCCUUCAAUUUUGGAGCGCAGCCAUUUAAGCACUCGCCUCCAAAUGAUUAUGUGGCCGUAUCAUCCGCUUCGAAGGAAUCCGUCAAAUGUAAUCCAGUCAGCAGCAAUCAGAACCAAUCAAAGGGUAGCGAUAAACCGACAAACAAUGCACCCCAAGCAAUCAUUAUAGAACCUUCCCGCGAAUUAGCUGAACAAACCUACAAUCAAAUUCAAAAGUUCAAAACACACGUGAAAAAUCCAACGGUUAGAGAAUUACUCGUUAUCGGUGGCGUAAACGUGAAAGAACAGAUUGCCGUCUUAAAUUCUGGUGUGGAUAUAGUCGUCGGGACUCCUGGACGUCUAGAGGAUCUUAUACAAGGCGGUUACUUGUUGUUGACGCAUUGCAGGUUCUUUGUGCUGGACGAAGCUGACGGAUUAUUGAAGCAGGGUUACACCGAACUUAUCGAUCGCCUGCACAAACAGAUCCCAAAAAUCACGUCGGACGGCAAGAGAUUGCAGAUGAUCGUUUGCUCGGCAACGUUACACGCAUUCGAAGUUAAAAAGAUGGCCGAACGUUUAAUGCAUUUUCCAACUUGGGUAGAUCUAAAGGGCGAAGACGCAGUGCCCGAGACUGUGCAUCAUGUCGUAGUAAUGGUAGAUCCGCAAAAGGACAAAUCGUGGUAUAAUCUGAGAAAUCAUUUAGAAACUGACGGUGUACAUGCGAGAGAUAACGUGAGACCAGGAAACAGUACUGCCGAGACGUUGUCGGAGGCUGUAAAGAUGCUGAAGGGAGAGUACUGCAUUCGCGCUAUCAAGGAACACCGGAUGGACCGGGCAUUGAUAUUCUGCAGGACGAAACUCGAUUGCGAUAAUCUCGAGAGAUACCUGAAACAGGCCGGUGGACAGCAGUUCUCGUGUGUGUGUUUGCAUGGAGAUAGGAAGCCCGGGGAGCGUAAAGCCAAUCUAGAGAAAUUCAAACGUCAGGAGGUGAAAUUUUUAAUUUGCACCGAUGUGGCGGCCAGAGGAUUAGAUAUCACCGGCCUGCCUUUUAUGAUAAACAUAACUCUGCCCGAUGAAAAGUCCAAUUAUGUGCAUCGCAUUGGACGAGUUGGCAGAGCUGAGAGAAUGGGUUUGGCAAUUUCUUUGGUCAGUAGUGUCCCGGAGAAGGUGUGGUAUCAUGGUGAAUGGUGUCCUUCUCGUGGGAGAAAUUGUCAAAACACCAGUCUGACUAAUCAAGGUGGUUGCUGUACGUGGUAUAAUGAGCCUCAGUAUUUGGCGGAGAUUGAGGAUCAUUUGAACGUGACAAUUCAACAAGUCGACCCGGAUAUAAAAGUGCCGCUGAAUGACUUUGAUGGAAAAGUUACAUAUGGUGAAAAAAGAAUGGCAAUGGGUUCCAAUUACGAGAAUCAUGUCCAACAAAUGGCUCCUAUUGUGGCGGAAUUGGCCGCGUUAGAAUCCAGAGCGCAGAUCGCAUUCCUAAAGACUCAUAUAGCAGAGCGUUAGAAGCGAAAUACGUGGAUAUUUAACAAUUAAAAUUCUAAUCGAAUCUCGCAAUAUUAUUUAUGAUGUUAUUAAUAUUUGUAAUGUGAUAUAUAUAUAU